Molecule: messenger RNA, 1617 nt
Organism: Ustilaginoidea virens
Lineage: Eukaryota; Fungi; Ascomycota; Sordariomycetes; Hypocreales; Clavicipitaceae
Exons: 2
Coding region: 1-1617 (538 amino acids)
Biological process (GO): amino acid transmembrane transport
Cellular component (GO): membrane
Molecular function (GO): L-amino acid transmembrane transporter activity
Source: RefSeq, a predicted model, not a curated record
AUGCAUCGAGUAUUUGGCGGCAUGCGGGCCACCAAGGCUGAUGGAGGUGUUGCUGCCAGCGCCAGCGACUCUGGCUCCGUCAGCGGCUGUCACGACGCGGAGAACGACCGGCUCGAAAUCGCCCGAGAGAAUAAGCGGCAGAUCGGCAUCUUCUCGGCCGCGCUCCUCAUCUUCAACCGCAUCAUCGGCACGGGCAUCUUCGCCACGCCCGCCAGCAUCCUGGCGCUGUGCGGCUCCGUCGGCCUCUCCCUCGUCGUCUGGGUCAUGGGCAUGCUCAUCGCGGCCGCCGGCACCGCCGUCUACAUGGAGCUCGGCACCGGGCUGCCCCGCAACGGCGGCGAGAAGAACUACCUCGAGUUCGUGUACCGCAGGCCCCGGUUCCUCAUGACGAGCCUGUACACCGGCUACGUCGUGCUGCUGGGCUGGGCGGCCGGCAACUCCGUCAUGUUUGGCGAGUACAUCCUGCACGCCGCCCAGGUCCCGGUGACGAGGUGGAACCAGCGCGGCCUCGCCCUGGCCUGCAUCACCGCCGCCUUCCUGAUCCACGGCACCGCCCUGAAAUGGGGCAUCAGGCUCCAGAACCUGCUCGGCGUCGUCAAGCUGCUCAUCAUCGUCCUCAUCAUCCUGUCGCCCCUGGUGAACCUGAGGCGGGUGCGCGACAACGACUCCUUCUCCCGGCCGUGGGAGGGGACCACCGGCAGCGCGUACGGCGUCGUCACCGCCCUCUUCAACGUCAUCUGGAGCUACGCCGGCUACAACAACGCCAACUAUGCGCUCAGCGAGACCAAGAACCCCGUCCGCACCCUCAAGUUCGCCGCCCCCCUGGCCAUCGGCUCCAUCUCCGCCCUGUACAUGCUGGCCAACGUGGCCUACUUUGCCGGCGUUUCCAAGCAGGAGAUGCUGGCGUCCAAGAGGCUGGUGGCUGCGUCGCUCUUCCGCAACAUGUUUGGGGCGUCCGCCGAGCGCGCCUUGUCCGUCUUUGUCGCCCUGUCCGCCUUUGGCAACGUGCUCGGCGUCAUCUUCUCCCAGGGCCGUUUGGUUCAGGAGCUCGGCCGAGGAGGCAUCCUCCCCUUUUCUCGCUUCUUCGCCAGCAACCGGCCCUUCAAUGCGCCUUUGGCCGGCCUCUUUGAACACUGGCUGGUCACAGCCAUUACUGUCCUGGCCCCUCCGGCUGGCGACGCUUACAACUUUGUGCUCAACCUCAUUUCGUACCCCUUCUCCAUCAUCAAUGUCUUUGUUGCCGGAGCCUUGAUUCACCUGUAUCGCAACAAGGCCUCUCGGAACUGGAACCCUCCCAUCAGGGCCACUCUGCCCGUCGCCGUCUUCUACCUCCUCAGCAACAUUUACCUCGUCGUGGCCCCAUUCGUUCCUCCGGAGCAGGGUCAGAGCGUAUACGAGAGCUUGCCGUACUGGAUCCAUUGCGUUGUCGGCUUCGGCAUCAUUCUCGCCGGAGGUGUCUACUGGUUGAUUUGGGCCGUCCUCCUGCCCAAGAUUGGCAACUAUGAAUUGGUGCAGGAAACCUAUGUGGACGACAUUGACGGCUGGGAGGGAAGCUACUUUAGAAAACAGCCUUUGGGUAAAGCAAGCCAUGUCCAAGGUUCCGGUGCAUCUCUGUAA